AUGGCAAAAUGCCUGUGUACUUUUUGGGGGGCUUUGAUCAACGAAAACCUAAUUUUCAUAGCGUUACUGGUUCUUCUAUGUGUGUUAGCGCUGCUCUUGGUGUUGAUCGUCAGCGUUACUAUUUGGCUAGCAAAAUUGCGUAACCGUGUAAACAGUAUUUCUAACAGAUGGAAAGAUUUCUGCAGACUUGAGGUUACUGAACAACCUUUGAUAUUCUCCAACAAAGACACUUCAGGUUCUAAUAGAAGUGAUCCUUGGAAGCGCCUUACCAGUUCUAAUGCCUACGCACCAUGGAUUGUCAGUGGGGAUGUAGACUUGAAGGAAACUUCAUUUGGCUGCUCUACAACAGUGGCAGAAGACGAGAGGUCCAUUCAUGGUAUCAACAUAGGAAACGAAAUAAAAGUCAGCGAUAAAGAGGAAGACUCGUAUAUUCAAAUAAUUGGCGACGGCCCAACAAUAAAAGACUCUCCUGGUGAUCAACCGGAGAAAAAUGGGAUAGAAGUUAAGAGGAAAAUGUACAUGAGCUUAAAGGGUGCCAAGGCUGACACCUACGCUAACCUCCGGGAAGAGGUGACAGAAGUGGAUUUUGGGAAAGGGGAGAAAAUCGAAAUGAGCCAGAACCUAAAAUCUACUAAUGGAACCUUGGAUGGCGGAGGGCCACAAAAUGAGUACGACCAUGGGUACCUUGUGGUGUUUGGUUCUGGUAAACCAUCCGAGACGUCAGAAUUGGCUGCUAAUGGAAUUCCUCCUCGUGAAGACGCAUACGAGUCACAGUAUCUUUUGCCUGUGGACUCUCAGCCAAAAGAGAUAAAAAAUCAAGAAGAGGGAAAAGAAGCUGGCGAGCGCUUUGGAGGUCAGAACAAGGCCGGUGAUCCGAAACGUAUGUCUCUGACCCCGAAGUUGCCACCGAGGGUGGUAACAUUUGGACCCAGAGCUGUUCCUGAAAUCCAAAAAUCUCAAAAUGACAAAGCUAUCGAACUUAGUGAAAUAUCAAAGAGCAACGACGAAGAUAGCUUUGGGUACCUCCUUGUCCAACACGAUGGAAACUCUGAAGCCAAAAGGUUGUCUGGUAGUCUUACAGAGAGCCUGGCGCUCCAACGAGGAACUGUCCAGACACCGACUGAUGGGGGUGCAUGUGUGGAUGACCGAAACGACGACAACUAUGACUACAUCACUUCUGAGAAGGUGAAAGACUGGAAAGGCUCCCCUGACGUCAAAAAUUCCGUACAUGUCCCAGGAAAUGACAAAGAGAGUCAUCCCAAUGGUAAACCUAAAACUGAUACAAAACCCUCCGAUGAAGAUGGUAAUGGCUAUUUGGCUGUUAUACAUGAUAGCUCAAUUGAUGACAAGCAACAACCCGAAAGACAUGAUUCCCGUGGCCACAUCACCAUUGAGCAAGGUCAUCAGGACAACACUGACGACAUUUAUGCUACGAUUCAAGACAACAAUAAUGAUCCAAACAAAGAGCCGGCUCCUACCAAUCCGGAGGCGAUAUAUGUUAAUCAAGACAAUAUCCAAAGCGCUGCUGAAGAAAACACAGAGGAUACCCACAUCUAUGCCAACAGUGACGUUCAAGAAGACUCUUCCCUUUUUGAUAUAGCUGCUCAAGAUAUCGAUAAAAGCCCGAUCUACGAUAAUGAUAUAAUGAAGGUUUAG
Pocillopora meandrina is the source of this 1656-nucleotide messenger RNA. The record is from the annotation of a GenBank genome assembly. NCBI's taxonomy places the organism in Eukaryota, Metazoa, Cnidaria, Anthozoa, Scleractinia, Pocilloporidae.